Molecule: messenger RNA, 261 nt
Organism: Echinococcus granulosus
Lineage: Eukaryota; Metazoa; Platyhelminthes; Cestoda; Cyclophyllidea; Taeniidae
Exons: 2
Coding region: 1-261 (86 amino acids)
Source: RefSeq, a predicted model, not a curated record
AUGAAAUUUGAUCAAACUCUUAAAAAUAAAUUGCAGAGCAUUGACAUUUAUGCUGUUUACAUUAAAGUACGUCCACUUUGUUAUUUCGAUCCAUUUUACACGUCAUUCUCAAUAUUUCCCAUUGAUGAACCCCAGAUAACAAAUUUACUCAAAGAAACGAAUCAAGCCACGGAGAUUACUCAGAGCUCUUACUUACUUCGGCAACAACCUAUAGUAAUCUUCAAAUACUUUGGCGAAUUUGUAGAAAAAUAUUUGGUUUAA